AUGCAAUUAGGUUGUAAUGAAAUAAUGAUUGUCUCAAAGUAUUUUGAAGAUAUUAAUGAUUUUAUUAAUUUAGAAAUUGGAAUUAAAAGAUUUCAAGGAAAUAUGGAACGAUUUCAUUUUAAUCCAAUUCCAUUGAAUCAACAUUCAAGAAAAUUGUUUCCUAAUAUUGAAACAUUUCAUAUUUAUAAUAAAUAUGAUGAAAUAUUUAAAGAUGGAAAAAUAAUUAAAUAUGUAAUAUGGUAUAAAGUGAGUUAUUCAGCAUAUUUAGAAGAGAAAAAAGAAAUGAAUGAAUGUAAAAAUAUAAAAUAUACACAAGAAGAUAGAAUUAAAUAUGGAAAUACAAUACCAAUAGAAGUUACUUCACUCGGAGAUAGAUGUUUUAGUCUGUGUUCAGAAUUAGCACCAAUUAAUAUACUAAAAAUGAUUAAAAUACGAAAUAAUUUUGAUAGAUGUUCAACAUUAACAACAAUUAAUAUACCAACAAGUGUAACUAAAAUAGGAAAUGAAUGUUUUUAUGGAUGUAAAUCAUUAACAUCAAUUGAAAUACCAAUAAGUAUAAGUAAAAUAGGAGACUAUUGUUUUUAUGAAUGUUUAUCAUUAAAAUCAAUUGAAAUACCAACAAGUAUAACUGAAAUAGGAGAUAGAUGUUUUAGAGGAUGUUCAUCAUUAACAUCAAUUAAUAUAGAAGAUGUAAAAUAUAUAAGUGAAGAAAGAAUAUUUAUGAAUGAACCAGUAAAGAUAUUAAUGAAUUUAACAUUCCAACAACAAUCACUGAAAUAG
Entamoeba histolytica HM-1:IMSS is the source of this 780-nucleotide messenger RNA. RefSeq lists its product as uncharacterized. The coding region runs from base 1 to 780 and encodes 259 amino acids. The transcript is spliced from 2 exons. The record is from RefSeq and is a predicted model, not a curated record. Lineage: Eukaryota; Evosea; Mastigamoebida; Endamoebidae.